Molecule: messenger RNA, 1839 nt
Organism: Microstroma glucosiphilum
Lineage: Eukaryota; Fungi; Basidiomycota; Exobasidiomycetes; Microstromatales; Microstromataceae
Product: DUF89-domain-containing protein
Exons: 3
Coding region: 1-1839 (612 amino acids)
Biological process (GO): DNA damage response
Cellular component (GO): nucleus; cytoplasm
Molecular function (GO): phosphatase activity
Source: RefSeq, a predicted model, not a curated record
AUGUCUCCCUCUUCCCGACCUCCCCCGAGCUCUGCAUCAGACAAGCAGUCUUUCGCUUACGAGUCGACUGCCAAGCGAUGGCCCACCAUCUUGACCCAGGCCAUUGAUGGUCUCUACCAGGCCGCCUCGGCAUUGUCUAGCUCCUCUUCGGCUCAAGAUGUACGCGCAAAAGUCGACGAGUCCAAGUCGAUCAUCGAGAAGCUCUCGAAGCUCAAGCACGAUAUCGGUCGAGACCACCCCCUGCACAAGCUGGAGCAGGAUUCUGGCCCCUCGGUCGACCUCUACAAUUCCAUCAUCGAAGAGGAAAAGCCAACAUGGUUCACUGCCGCUUGGUUGUUUGCCGAAUGCUACUUGUACCGACUAGUGAGGAUCUACUUUGACCAGUCCCAGCACUGGAAGUAUUACGACCCCUUUGCCAACCAGAAGAUGAGCGCAUUCAGGAGCUCGGGAAGCGCUAUUGAGCAGCUGGCCAAAACUCUCGAGGAUCUGAUCAAGCAAGCUUCUUCAGGACAGGCAGCGGCUGGAAGCGAGGAGGGUAUGAAGCUCACCUUCUUCCUGCUGGCUCAAUCUGCACUCUGGGGCAACGCUACCGAUCUCUCCCUCCUCACAUCUCUCAGUCACGCCGACAUUCAAUCUCUCCAAGCUGGAGGGAUCGGAGCCGACGCUCAAAAGGGCAGAGAGCGCUUCAUCUUGACAGGACUCGGAGCGCUCGACUCUGCAUGGAAGCAACUUUCUGCUGCGAAGAAGCAGGGCAGGGGCGGCCGUGUAGACAUUGUCCUGGACAACUCCGGAUUCGAGCUAGUCACAGACAUGAUGUUGGGCCAUUGGCUGCUGGAGGCUGGAUAUGCAUCGGAGGUGGUCUUCCACGGAAAGGCAAUCCCUUGGUUUGUCAGUGAUGUAACGCCGCCGGACUUUGCCUUCACGAUCGAGGCUCUACAGGAGCAAACGUUCUUCGAUGAAAAGGAGAGCAAGACAGUCGAGCGAUCCUUGUCGCGUCCUCGCGGACAGGCUAACGUCGAUGAUUUCACUGGUGGUGAGCGCCCUCGCCCAGCUGGCUCGCGCUCUUUGAAAAUGGAAGCUAGUACCUCACGAGAGAGGAGCCCAGCGCCAGCUGGAAGCAAGGGCCUCCAGGCCAGUGCAGGCGCCGUCGGCAGCGAUCAAGGCAGAGGCCGACAGCCCGCUGGUUCUCGUUCCCUCACCAUGGACCCGGCCUACUUCCAGAAUUCGCGAUCGAGAACCGUAUCUCCAAGCCGCUCCUUCCUGGUCGACUCAACUUCUCUCUCUUUUGCGGACCUAGCCAUCGCCGAAGAGGGGAAGAGCGACACUGCCUCUCGACCUUCCGCCACACGAUCCGCCUCUGGCUUCCGCUCUCAGUCUGCAAGUGCAGCCAGCAGCAGUACUCAGCGCUUGGCGGCGACGUGGAGCCAGUACAUCCGCGAAGGCAAGUUCAAAUUGUCCGUCCCCGUCGUCACCAAGCUCGGUGAGAGCACUGGCCUCGCGGAAGGAGACUUCUGGACCGAAGGCGUAGGAUAUGACCAGAUGGGUCAAGUGGCUCCAGGGCUCCUCUCUGAGCUCAGAGAGAAGAGCGCUCUAGUCAUCUUCAAGGGCGAUCUCAACUACCGUAAGCUGACCGGUGAUCUGCAGUGGCCUACCACGACACCCUUUGAGACGUCCAUUGGCGCAUUGGCUGGUUCGUUCCCACUGUUGUCACUGCGAACCUGCAAAGCGGAUGUCGUGGUUGGAUUGGCGGAGGGAGUAGAGGAGAGGGUUGCCAAGGAGGAUCCAAAGUGGCGAGUCAAUGGGUCGUAUGCGGUUGUUGAGUUUGUUGGCAAGAAGUGA